Sinocyclocheilus rhinocerous is the source of this 1272-nucleotide messenger RNA. RefSeq names its product ras-related protein Rap-2a. NCBI's taxonomy places the organism in Eukaryota, Metazoa, Chordata, Actinopteri, Cypriniformes, Cyprinidae. Gene Ontology annotation, biological process: Rap protein signal transduction. Gene Ontology annotation, cellular component: membrane. Gene Ontology annotation, molecular function: GTPase activity; GTP binding. The coding region runs from base 525 to 1076 and encodes 183 amino acids. The record is from RefSeq and is a predicted model, not a curated record. The transcript is spliced from 2 exons.
CGCGCAUUGAGCGCUCAGCGCAUCAAUCCCGCUAUAAAACUCCUAUCCUUGAGCUGAGACUGUGUGGUCUGGCUUCAGAAGGUCUCCACCCGAGAGUAUGGCGGUUGAGGAUCCUGGAAGAUGCAGAAUAGCUAUUCUGAAAUGCAGCAGCGUCCUAAGGAUCCCCAAAUGACGCUCGGAGGGGACGCGUGAUGCCUUAUAUGCUCGUCUUGAAGGGACGCGAGGCGCUUUUUAUAACCUAAAAUGUACGCAAAUACAUCGGGCAGGCUUUUAAAAUAUUAUUUCUUCAAGCAGCUGUUGGGUUCCGGCUAUUCUAGGUGGUUAGAGAUGCCAUGAAGUCCGCGCAGUGGCUCUUUGUGCGUCUCUGUUAUUUGUCUCUAUGGUGAGUGUCGCAAUACAGCCAUGGCUCCGCGUCUGCUCGACUUCUGCAAUAUUCAAGGCAAGUUUCCCGUCGCAUCUGAUCGGGUUGGACACUGUUAGCUGGUUCCAUUACGCGCGUCACGUCGGGUUCGGAUCCGUGCGCAAUGCGCGAAUAUAAGGUGGUGGUGCUCGGCAGCGGAGGGGUCGGGAAAUCCGCUCUCACGGUCCAGUUCGUGACCGGGACCUUCAUCGAGAAGUACGACCCGACUAUCGAAGACUUCUACCGCAAGGAGAUCGAGGUGGAUUCGUCGCCGUCGGUGCUGGAGAUCCUGGACACGGCCGGCACGGAACAGUUCGCGUCCAUGCGGGAUCUCUACAUCAAGAACGGCCAGGGCUUCAUCCUGGUCUACAGCCUGGUCAACCAGCAGAGCUUCCAAGAUAUAAAGCCCAUGAGAGAUCAGAUCAUCAGGGUGAAGAGGUACGAGCGUGUGCCCGUGAUACUUGUGGGAAACAAGGUGGACCUGGACAAUGAGCGCGAGGUUUCAUCAAGUGAGGGUCAAGCUCUAGCUGAAGAAUGGGGCUGCCCGUUCAUGGAGACAUCGGCCAAGAGCAAAACCAUGGUGGACGAACUGUUCUCGGAGAUAGUCAGGCAGAUGGACUAUGCCUCUCAGCCGGAUAAGGAAGACCCGUGCUGCUCCUCCUGCAAUAUACAAUAACCCCACAAUCAGGAGCCACAUAAGGUUUUCAAAGGGGUACAACAUGGAGCUCUUCACUAAUGUGGUGUUCAUACACGUCAUGCACACAUGAAUGGCGUCUACACACUAGACAAUCCUGCAAAUUCAUUGAUUUCAACGGGAAAGAUGCAUCGCGAAGACAUACCCAGCUAACAGGGAACAUUCUCAGAAUGUUCUG